Messenger RNA from Cynoglossus semilaevis (tongue sole), 2040 nucleotides. Its product is annotated as mitochondrial import inner membrane translocase subunit TIM44. The coding region runs from base 71 to 1453 and encodes 460 amino acids. The record is from RefSeq and is a predicted model, not a curated record. The transcript is spliced from 13 exons. Gene Ontology annotation, biological process: protein import into mitochondrial matrix. Gene Ontology annotation, cellular component: mitochondrial inner membrane. Gene Ontology annotation, molecular function: protein-folding chaperone binding. NCBI's taxonomy places the organism in Eukaryota, Metazoa, Chordata, Actinopteri, Pleuronectiformes, Cynoglossidae.
UGACUUUGGUAGUCCCUCCCCUUGCGGACAUGGAAGGUCAACACCGGAAAGAGGUCAUGGUUCAUUCAAAAUGGCGGCUCCCGUGUGUUUGUGUUAUCGGGUCUGCACUGGAAGAGGUUUGGUGCCAUCCCCCUCCUCUUACCUGAGGCUUUACUACAGACCAAAUGUCUUCAGGAUACGUGGGCUUCUUUCAAGUUCCUCGCAUACGCCUGGUUCACCCCCUCUACAUGUGAGGUAUCUGUCAGCAGAUCGGGGGGGUGGCCGGAAAGGUUUUCUUGGGGAGUUUUUGGACAACCUGAAGCAGGAGCUAAAUAAAAACAAGGAAAUGAAAGACAACAUCAAGAAGUUUCGAGAAGAGGCAAAAAAACUGGAGGAGUCAGAAGCCUUGAAACAAGCUAGAAGAAAAUAUAGAACUAUUGAAUCUGAAACGGUGAAGACAUCUGAGAUUUUCAAGAAGAAGAUGGGAAACAUCUCUGAGACAGUAAAGGAGGGGCUGGAAGAGGUCAGUCGGACGGAAAUUGGAAAGAAAAUUAAAGAAGGGAUGGAGGAAGCGGCAAAAACGGCUAAGACUUCAGCUGAGUCUGUCUCCAAAAGUGGUGAGAAGCUGGGCAGGACCAGUGCCUUUAAAGCAAUAUCUCAGGGCAUGGAAAGUGUAAAGAAGGAGAUCGGUGACCUGGGUCACGCUGGCCCUUAUCGGCCUCCUGUCAAACUCCGUAAGAGAAGUGAGUUCUCCUCCAAGGGUCGAGGGGACGACGGCAAGGUCUAUGAAGCCAACGAGGAUGCUACAGGUGUGGUGCUCCACAAGGACUCAAAAUGGUACCAGCAGUGGAAGGAGUUCAAGGAUAACAAUGCAGUCUUCAACAGGUUUUUUGAGAUGAAGAUGAAGUACGAUGAGAGUGACAACGCCCUCAUCAGAGCAUCUCGUGCCGUCACGGACAAGAUGACGGACCUGAUAGGUGGACUGUUCUCUAAGACAGAGAUGUCUGAGGUCCUAACAGAAAUUUUAAAGGUUGACCCUUCUUUUGACAAAGACUCCUUCUUGAAGCUGUGUGAAAAAGACAUCAUCCCCAACGUACUGGAGGCGAUGGUCAGAGGGGAGUUGGAGGUGUUGAAGGACUGGUGUUACGAGGCGACGUACAGUCAGCUGGCUCACCCCAUACAGCAAGCAAAAGCCCUGGGUCUUCAGUUCCACUCAAAAAUCCUGGACAUUGACAAUAUUGACCUGGCCAUGGGAAAGAUGAUGGACCAGGGUCCUGUGCUGAUUAUCACCUUCCAGGCUCAGUUAGUCAUGGUGAUCCGAAACACCAAAGGAGACGUUGUGGAGGGAGAUCCUGAGAAAGUGCUGAGGAUGAUGUAUGUUUGGGCACUUUGUCGAGACCAGGAGGAACUUAAUCCAUAUGCCGCCUGGAGACUACUUGACAUUUCCGCAUCUAGCACCGAACAAAUUCUCUAAGACUAAGAAGAAAAAAAAAAGAAAAGAAAGAAGAACUCACAUGGGAGCAGAACACACUGUACCUGACCAGGCUGCAGAACUGGAGCAGGAGAACGGGUGGAGGGAGGACAGAGGAGGAGGAAAACAAAAAAAAAAAACAGAUGGAAAUGAGAGGCUCACUGCACAACAGGGACAUUUUUGGAGAGAUCCUGCUGCUUUACACCUAACGCUUCGUUCUCUGUUUAUGCUGCACUUGAACAUUGGGCUCAGGCACUUCAUUAAAGAUUUGACACUGUUUCUGUGUUUCACACUAGGGGGCGACAGACUCAAAGAAACCGGUUGAAUCUCAGCACCGUCUGCAGUACCUGUGCAGCUGUCGGUCCAUCCAGUCUGUUUGGUGCAGAAUACUGGGCUGAAAAUAGAUGUUGACCUUGCAUUUAAAUGGAUUCAUUUGUACCCGUGGCUUUUUAAGAUCAUUCUCUGAAACUCAAGACGUGUUUGCAAAUAUUUAAGUUCUCACUGUCCCGCUGAGGCGCUGUUAUUGUGGUGACUGAUGGUGUCAGCAUUCUCCUCGAAUCUUGUUUGUUUGACACUUUGUCAUUUCGAAA